Colletotrichum orchidophilum is the source of this 369-nucleotide messenger RNA. RefSeq lists its product as uncharacterized. Lineage: Eukaryota; Fungi; Ascomycota; Sordariomycetes; Glomerellales; Glomerellaceae. The coding region runs from base 1 to 369 and encodes 122 amino acids. The transcript is spliced from 2 exons. The record is from RefSeq and is a predicted model, not a curated record.
AUGCAUUCCUCAACAGUCAUUGCAACGGCAGCCGCCCUCUUCCUCGGAGCCGAGGCCGGCGCCGUGCCCCGUCAAGAUCCCCACAUCACCGACUUCCGAAUCUGGAGCGAGCAGGGAUGCGGAGCGGCCGGCAAUCUCGGCGUCUGGACAAUCACCAAGUCGCAGACCGACGUGUGCCAGACAACUUUUAACGCACCGGACAAUGUCGUCAAGGCGAUUCGUCUUAGCAGCCUGACAGAUGGCUGUGAAAUGAUUGCUUACCCUAACGCUGAUUGUGGAGAGGGAGGUCGCCAAGUCGGCGUCCAGACCUGCGAGGAGUGGAGCGAUGUCGCCGAGAACUUCUUGAGCUUCAAGGUCAUCUGCUCUUAG